AUGUCGCUGCGAUGUCUACGUGACCAGAUGGGGCUGGUUGGUCAGGAGCCGACUCUGUUUAGUGGCACCAUCGCUGAGAAUAUUUUGCUUGGUACCACCGGCAAGACAAUGGAUGACGUACGCGAAGCGUGUCGCAUGGCCAAUGCACAAGGCUUUAUCGAAGCAACACCGAAGGGUUAUGGUACAGAAGUUGGUGAACGAGGAGCUCAGUUGUCUGGUGGCCAAAAGCAGCGCAUAGCUAUUGCCAGAGCAUUGGUGCGCUGCCCGAAAAUACUGCUACUUGAUGAGGCAACCAGUGCUUUAGAUGCAAACAGCGAACGGGCGGUUCAACAAGCCCUGGAUGUUGCAAGUAGUGGGCGGACAUGUAUUAUCGUUGCGCAUCGUCUUUCAUCAAUUCAGCACGCCGAUCAGAUAUUUUUCAUCGAAAAUGGCAAGGUUAUUGAACAGGGAACACAUCAGGAGCUCAUUGAACUGGAUGGCAAAUACGCUGAUCUGAUCCGGAAACAGGACCUGAAAUCACAUUAG
Gongylonema pulchrum is the source of this 525-nucleotide messenger RNA. NCBI's taxonomy places the organism in Eukaryota, Metazoa, Nematoda, Chromadorea, Rhabditida, Gongylonematidae. The record is from the annotation of a GenBank genome assembly.